AUGAAACCAUUGGUUACAAGUACAUUGGUUAUAUUGUUGGUUGUGUUGGCUAGCUUGGCGAUGGUCAAUGCUACGGAUGCAGCCAAUUCCACUACCGCCACUACAACAAGCACCGGUAAGACUGUUACCACACCAAGUCCAACGCCAACCAAAGCCACAACUAAACCAGCAGCAGCAACAACAGCCUCUGCGACAGCAGGCAGUUCCGAACCAACCACCAAACCAACAACCAAGCCAACCACCAAACCAUCUACCACCUCUGGCUCUACGGACAGCAGUGUAAGCGAAUCGUCCACCUCUGACGAUGGUAUCGGUGCAUGUCCAUCCAACUACUCGAUGAAUCCAUCGAGCGAUGAAAACGUGCGUGCCAUGGUUGAUUUCUUCAAUCAACGUCCAUACCAAUUCUGUAAUCGUGACUCCACUCUGGUGCAAUUCGGUAGCGACGGUGAUAUUCCAACUCUUCAGAUGGCCGUCGACAAAUGUACCGAUAAAUGUGAUAUUCCCUAUCGUUGCUCAGAGGUCCAAUUGACCGACAACAAAUAUCCACCAGGUAAUUUUUCUGCCAAUCUACGUGUUUCCAAUGUGCCGGGUGUCACAACCAAGAUCUACAUUACCGACGGUGUCUACAGCAAGGAAUCGACUGCGUUCAUCAAGAUCACCGGUUCCAACACUACCUACCCAGUGGUAUUCGGUGUUGUUCGUGGUGGAACAUCGACUUCACAGCAACCGGUGCGUAACAUCAUCGGUAUCGACGUCACCAACACCUACAACAACUACAAGAUCGUUUGGUCAGAGUACAACGUUGAAUUCUUGCUUAACAACAACUCGAUCAUCAAAUUCGGUAAUCCAAUCGGUGGAAAUGUUUUGCAUGCCAGUUUCUAUAUUAGUACCUACGUGGACAAGAGUCAUUUGGAUAUCAGCGCUGAACUGCCAACCGCCACCCUGAUUAAAUCGGUCGAUGUCAUUCCAGAUCCAGAGUAUUGUGCGAAUACCGAUCCACAAGACAAAGGAAACUACAUUCAGAAACGUGAUCCAUACGCUUUCUACGAUGCCAGUUGCACCUACAAAUAUCCAGAUUGGAUCUACAAUGAUACCAUGUCGGAGCGUUGGGUCGACGCCACAACCUCGUUCCACAACAAUGCCUGGACACAAAAGACACAUCGUGGACAGAACGCAUUCCGUUUCGAUCUCAAAAAGUCAACCAACGUCUACUUCAAAGCAAAGAAAGCAUUCGAUAAGACCAAAUACAAAUUCUUGUCGUUCUGGAUCACCAAUGGUGACGGUGUCAAGGAUUCUCAGAUCGAAGUUUGGAUUAUGAGAAACAACUCUGCACGUGGUUCGGUCAACUUGAACGACUACAUCAUCGGUGGAAUGACUGGUGAAGAUUGGCGUAAAGUAAACAUUCCCAUGAGUAAAUUCAGUGAUCCCGCAAACAAGAACGAAAAGAUCUUCCAAGGUUUCAUCUUCAAGAGUGUCGUCGACAGCGCGUACAGUGGAUACGCACUCAUCGAUGAUCUCAACCUAAACAACGGUAAGAUCUGCCAGGAGAACGACACACUGCUUACCAUCUACAAGCGUGGUAAGCUUGGAGACGGUGUCGUAUUGAACAGUGAAAUCGAUCUCAAGGCUGCCGACGACGACAAGACUCUUGUGAUGAGUUGGCCACUCCAGUCGGCGACACGUGUCAGCUUGUCGUUCACCAACGGAACCAUCGACACCACCGAAUACAAUGGAUUGAAGAUCUCGUUUAAAUAUAUUCCCGACAACAACUUUGAGUACUACGGCAAUGAGGCGGAUCCAACUCAACGUCCACGUGCACUCCAAGCGUACAUUAUGUUCACGGUCGCUGGCAAACCAACACAGCGUAUCGGUCUCUCUGAGUACUACGGUGGACAAUUCGAAUUCAACAAAUGGAUCGAUUUCUACAUUCCAUUCUACGAAUUCGGUCUUUGGGAUGGUGCUGAAGUCGAUGGAUUCCAAGCGUACACCGAUCUUUCCGAUAUUCAAGGUGUCAUCACCGAUCCAAACGCAGACGAUGGUUCACCCGCUGUUAGAUUAUCAAGUACCAAUGGAUUAUUUUUAUUCGUCAUACUAUUCGUUUCAAUACUGUUACAUCUUUAA
Molecule: messenger RNA, 2121 nt
Organism: Heterostelium album PN500
Lineage: Eukaryota; Evosea; Eumycetozoa; Acytosteliales; Acytosteliaceae
Product: putative licheninase
Exons: 2
Coding region: 1-2121 (706 amino acids)
Biological process (GO): carbohydrate metabolic process
Cellular component (GO): membrane
Molecular function (GO): hydrolase activity, hydrolyzing O-glycosyl compounds
Source: RefSeq, a predicted model, not a curated record